Clonostachys rhizophaga is the source of this 849-nucleotide messenger RNA. NCBI's taxonomy places the organism in Eukaryota, Fungi, Ascomycota, Sordariomycetes, Hypocreales, Bionectriaceae. The record is from the annotation of a GenBank genome assembly.
AUGGCUCCUAAGCUUGCACUCGCCGCCGCUCUGGCUCUCCCUGCCCUCACCACAGCCCUCCCGACCACCCGCGAUGGCGGCAUGAGCGCAUUCAUUGUCGGUGGUGAGAAGGCCCAGGCCGGCGACUUUCCAUUCAUUGUCAGCUUGUCGCAGAGCGGCUCCCACUUCUGCGGAGGUGUCUUGCUCAACGCCAACACCGUGCUCACUGCUGCGCACUGCUCCGUGGACCAAGAGGCUUCCUCUGUCAAGGUCCGCGCUGGAAGUCUGACAUGGGCUUCCGGUGGUACCCAAGUCGGUGUUUCCUCCAUCACUGUCAAUCCCGCCUACGACGAGAGCACCAUCAGCAACGAUGUCGCUGUUUGGCAGCUGGCCCAGUCCAUCGAGGAGGGCUCUGGGAUUAGCUAUGCCACUCUUCCCCAGGACGGCUCCGAUCCCGCUGCCAACUCUACUGUCACAGUUGCAGGCUGGGGUCUCCUGCAGGAGAACGGACAGGAUCUACCAGCAGACCUGAUGAAGGUCUCCGUCCCCGUCGUCUCCCGCCAAAAGUGUCGAUCCCAGUACGGCCAGGCCGCCAUCACAGACACCAUGUUCUGCGCCGGUCUUGAGGAGGGAGGCAAGGACUCCUGCUCCGGAGACAGCGGUGGCCCCAUCAUUGACGAGUCCGGCACCCUUGUCGGCCUCGUUUCAUGGGGUCAGGGUUGCGCACAGGCUGGUUUCUCCGGCGUCUACGCCAGGCUGGGCGCCCUGCUGGAUUUCAUCAACGAGAACGUCAACGGCGACGGCACGACUCCCAGCACCCCCGUGAAGCCCCCCAGGCCCAGCAGACCUGGCAAGUUCCAGUACUUCUAA